Molecule: messenger RNA, 684 nt
Organism: Hermetia illucens (black soldier fly)
Lineage: Eukaryota; Metazoa; Arthropoda; Insecta; Diptera; Stratiomyidae
Product: microsomal glutathione S-transferase 1-like
Exons: 3
Coding region: 141-599 (152 amino acids)
Cellular component (GO): membrane
Source: RefSeq, a predicted model, not a curated record
GUCGCCAUACUGAGGGCAGAGUGCAAAGUAUCUUUUCUGGCUAUCAGUAUCUGAAAGACCGGCCACUGUGUUGGGAGUGUAGCUUGCUUGUUGGGAGAAAUCGAUAUUUAAAGUGCUAGAAAAAAUUAGAAAGUGUCAAAAUGGCAAAAGCAGUUGUUGAUUUAUUAUCCACUGAAAAUCCAGUGCUGAAGGCGUAUUUAUUCUGGUCUGCAGUCUUGGUCCUGAAAAUGCUUUUCAUGUCGCUGCUAACAGCAAUGCAACGCUUCAGAACGAAGACAUUCGCAAAUCCAGAGGAUCUUCCGUCUAAAAAGCUCAAAGUUAAAUUUGACGAUCCAGAUGUAGAACGAGUUAGAAGGGCACAUCGGAAUGAUUUGGAGAAUAUUUUGCCAUUCUUCGCAGCUGGAUUCCUCUAUUGCCUCAUUAAUCCCGAACCUUGGAUUGCCAUCAACCUGUUCCGUUUGGUAGCAGUUGCCCGAAUUGCUCACACGCUUGUUUAUGCUGUUGUAGUUAUCCCACAACCUGCACGUGCCUUGGCAUUCUUCUUUGGACUUCUGCCAACAGCCUACAUGGCAGUCAGGGUCGUCCUGUUUUGCUUGUAAUUUGUUUCCAUAAAUUGUGGUUAAUGAGAAUUUAGUUGUACAACAUAUUUUUGAACAAUAUAUUUGAUAAUACCGUGGAGAGGAA